UGGCUAAUAUGUGGCAGUAACGCUUCCUCUUAAGCCUUUUACCCCUGAAAGCCUCUUCAAUUAAAUCGCCCAACGCUAAGAAGAGCAACGUCAACCAGACAGACACACACCCAUUCUCUGUUUCUUCCUCAGUUUCUCCGCCCACUCUCUUUCUCUCUUCCUCUUAAAUUCACAUUCAUUUUUUUUUUUUUCUCAUUCCUCUUCAUUAUCACUUCCUAUUCUUUUCUCACUCUCCCCAUCCCAGGAAUUGGAAUACCCAAUUCUGCUUUUUUGAGUUUCAGAAUCGAAUCACUGCCACAAGUACUCUAUAAUGGCUACCAUAUUUCAGGGUCUUGGAGCAGCGACGGCCUUGUCCAAUUCCUUCGAUUCCAACAAAUUCCACUUCCAAUCUUGCAGAUCCCUCUCAGGGAGGAAAGCGGCCUUCUUGGUUGUCAGAUCCGAGGGGAAGCUGAACCCAGGUCUCAAUUCGAAACCCCGCCGGCCUGAUCAUUUUAUUAGCAAUGCAGUUGCAACAAAGACGGAUAGCUCUGCGGCUUCGACGGCAUCGAAACCUGGGCAUGAACUUCUACUUUUUGAAGCCUUACGGGAAGGCUUGGAAGAAGAAAUGGACAGGGAUCCUACUGUAUGUGUCAUGGGUGAAGAUGUGGGUCACUAUGGAGGCUCAUACAAGGUGACCAAAGACUUGGCUAACAAGUAUGGAGAUCUUAGGGUUCUUGACACCCCAAUCGCUGAGAACUCCUUUACAGGUAUGGGUAUUGGAGCUGCCAUGACUGGCCUGAGGCCAGUAGUUGAAGGUAUGAACAUGGGAUUUCUCCUUCUGGCCUUCAACCAGAUUUCUAACAACUGUGGUAUGCUCCAUUAUACAUCUGGUGGCCAGUUUAAAAUACCAAUAGUUAUUCGUGGACCUGGUGGUGUGGGUCGGCAGCUUGGGGCUGAGCACUCUCAACGUCUGGAGUCAUAUUUCCAAUCUAUCCCUGGAAUCCAAAUGGUGGCCUGUUCAACACCAUACAAUGCCAAGGGCUUGAUGAAGGCUGCUAUCAGAAGUGAAAAUCCUGUGAUACUUUUUGAGCAUGUGUUGCUAUACAACCUCAAGGAGAGAAUUCCAGAUGAAGAUUACAUCUGUUCACUGGAGGAAGCUGAGAUGGUUAGGCCGGGUGAGCAUGUCACCAUACUAACAUAUUCCCGAAUGAGGUAUCAUGUUAUGCAGGCUGCCAAAACUUUGGUGAACAAGGGUUACGAUCCAGAAGUGAUUGAUAUCAGGUCGUUGAAACCAUUUGAUCUUCACACUAUUGGAAACUCAGUGAAAAAGACACAUCGGGUAUUGAUUGUUGAGGAGUGCAUGCGGACUGGUGGAAUUGGUGCUAGCUUGACAGCAGCAAUCACUGAGAACUUCCAUGAUUAUUUGGAUGCACCGAUUGUGUGUCUGUCUUCUCAGGAUGUGCCAACCCCAUAUGCUGGGACAUUGGAGGAAUGGACUGUGGUUCAACCCGCUCAAAUUGUGACAGCAGUUGAGCAGCUUUGUCAGUAGCUGCAGCAGUAAAAAAGGUCUUGAUUAUUUUGCCAUUCUCAUAGAGUUUUUAGCCUUUCUUGAGCAUAUUUGCAGCUUUAUUUUUGAAAUCUUAUAUUUCAUAUUGGAUUUUGUUAGCGUUUGUUGUUAAAAAUUUGCAACUGUUCAUGGUUUUCAAGGUUCUUUUUCUGUUCCUACUUUUUCUUGAGCAAUUGGAAUGUAAUGUAAGUUCCUAUUUAUCUACUAGCCCGUUAGAUACGUGCAAUAACCCACCUAUACCCAAUUGGUGUUCAGCUGCCAAUUAAUUGGGACUCACACUCGCCCCUGUAAUGGAUAGACUACUUCGCUCAUGGCAUGUGAGAUGAGAACUAUAUCAUUAAUACAUAAUUUUUAUUUGUAUUUGA
Ziziphus jujuba (common jujube) is the source of this 1911-nucleotide messenger RNA. RefSeq names its product pyruvate dehydrogenase E1 component subunit beta-3, chloroplastic. The record is from RefSeq and is a predicted model, not a curated record. Bases 311 to 1528 code for a protein of 405 amino acids. Gene Ontology annotation, molecular function: pyruvate dehydrogenase (acetyl-transferring) activity. Gene Ontology annotation, biological process: pyruvate decarboxylation to acetyl-CoA. The transcript has 4 exons. NCBI's taxonomy places the organism in Eukaryota, Viridiplantae, Streptophyta, Magnoliopsida, Rosales, Rhamnaceae.